Messenger RNA from Nomia melanderi (Alkali bee), 1550 nucleotides. RefSeq names its product proton-coupled zinc antiporter SLC30A2. Gene Ontology annotation, molecular function: zinc ion transmembrane transporter activity. Gene Ontology annotation, cellular component: plasma membrane. Lineage: Eukaryota; Metazoa; Arthropoda; Insecta; Hymenoptera; Halictidae. The record is from RefSeq and is a predicted model, not a curated record. Gene Ontology annotation, biological process: response to zinc ion; zinc ion transmembrane transport.
UAGAAAAACAUGUUGAUCGAGCCGCGAUUCGCGGCGCGCGAGACGUGCGAACCGUGUAAACCGCGUGCGCGUUUGUUGUUUUCUUAGGCACGUCCGUAUCGUUUGUCGAAAUCGAGAGCGCCGGGUACGUAAUAAUUGGUAUCUCGUCGGAAGAAGACGCCACACCUCCGUCGCGACAAUGGACAGAGCUGGCCGAGGGAAACGAGCAUCGUUCAAAGACAAAGCUGUGUACGGGUACGGGACGAGUAUUCCGCCGAACAACAAUGAUUUGGAGGAGAACGAGGCUUCGUCGCCUAGGAAGGUGAUCUUUUGCGUUCACGGGAAACUCUCGGGCUGCUGCACGGUAAUGAGCGGCGGCAGUUCGCUCGAAGAAACCGCGGCCACCGGAGAUUUCCAGAGACGCCCUUCCACGAUACCGGAAGACCACUGCCAUAGAGAGAGAAACGAGGAGAUCGAUAAGAAAGCCAGGAAGAAACUGCUGCUCGCCAGCGCGUUGUGCGUAUUAUUUAUGAUGGCGGAAAUCGUAGGUGGAGUAUUGUCGAACAGUUUGGCCAUCGCGACGGACGCUGCUCAUCUGCUGACCGAUUUCGCCUCCUUCAUGAUCUCCUUGUUCUCCAUAUGGGUCGCGAGUCGGCCAGCGACGAGAAAAAUGCCGUUCGGAUGGUACAGAGCGGAAGUGAUCGGAGCUCUGACCUCGGUCCUCUUGAUAUGGGUGGUCACCGGAAUCCUGUUCUACCUGGCAGUCGAAAGAAUCGUUCAUCGGGAAUUCGAACUGAACGCUACCGUGAUGUUGAUCUCGUCUGCCGUUGGCGUCGCGGUAAAUCUAGUGAUGGGCCUGUCGCUGCACCAGCACGGCCACAGCCACGGCCACAGCCACGGCCACAGCGACGGCCACGAGUACGAGCCGCGAGAGUCGAGCCAGCCGGCCAACCUGGAGAACCAAACGGUCCACGAGGACGCUCACGGCCACGAUAAAAAGAACAUCAACGUGCGAGCAGCCUUCAUUCACGUGCUGGGAGAUUUUAUUCAGAGCAUAGGCGUCUUCGUCGCGGCGCUAGUAAUUUAUUUCAAGCCCGACUGGAGCAUAGUCGACCCUAUUUGCACUUUCCUCUUUUCCGUCCUGGUCAUGCUGACCACCGUUGCCAUAAUCAAAGACGUGAUGAACGUUCUCAUGGAAGGGAUCCCGAAGGGCGUCGACUACUCGCAAGUCGAGAGCACGUUCAUGCAGAUCAACGGUGUGGUGAAAGUCCACAACCUUCGCAUCUGGGCACUCUCCUUGGACAAAACCGCGCUGUCCGCGCAUCUCGCGAUAACGCCUGGCACGAGUCCCCAAGACAUACUGCGCACCGCCACCAGGAACAUUCACGACCAGUACAGAUUCUUCGAAAUGACGCUGCAGAUCGAGGAGUUCGACCAACGAAUGGAGAAUUGCAAGCAGUGCAAAGCGUUGUCUCAGUAGUCGAGUAUUUAUUUCAGUGCUUCGAAAGCGAAACGGUCGACGAUGGAAAAAUGGCGAAACAUAAGAAAAUGAACCUGUACCAACGAAUUAA